AUGGCUUCAGUGACUUCGUUGGACAAGGACUUGCGCAAUAUGCGCCUAUCCCGCUAUACCCCGCAGGCAGCCGCGGAGGUACGCGACUGGAUUGAGGAAGUGCUGCAUGAGAAACUGGCAUCGCCAGACUUGCUCGAAGGCCUGAAAGAUGGCGUUGCACUUUGCAAGCUGGUAAACCUUGCUGUGUCACCGGGCGUGAAGUAUAAGCAGUUGUCCGCGCCAUUCGUACAGAUGGAGAAUAUUUCGCAUUUCUUGCGCGCAUGUCAAUUGCCACCGCUCAACCUUCCCCCGCACGAUGUCUUCCUGACAGUUGAUCUCUACGAAGCAAAGGAUCCGGCGCAGGUUCUCCAGUGUCUGGCAGCGUUCAGUCGGCGGGCCAAUACCCUUGCGCCCAACAAGUUCCCCCGAACUGUUGGCCCACAGAGUAAGCGCGGUGUGGUCAGCCCAAAUGCGACGGGUUCCUCGAGCACCGGGGCAUACGCACCCCGGUCAACACGCUCCUCUAGCAACGUCGGGGAUGCAAGAGCCACCUUUCCCUCUCGAACAGACAGCCCUACGAAACCUUCCGGGUCAUACAGUACUUGGGCCAAGAAGGGAGAUGAGCAGGAUACCACGCCGGCUUGGAACAUUCACCAAUAUGGCUACAUUGGGGGAGCUAGCCAAGGGAAUCAAGGGAUUGCAUUUGGUGCUCGCCGACAGAUCACCACUCCUGGGCCUGCUGUACCAAGCCUUGCAGAGAAAGAGAAGCGUAAGCGCGAAGAGGAUGAACGGAUCCGUCAACAGAACGCAGAAAAGGAAGAGGCAGAGCGGACACUCCAGCAACAGGUUGCAGAAGUGGAAGCUCAUGCCAAGGCAGAAGAGGAGCGCCGGUGGGAAGAAGAGACUGCUCGUGUAAGGGAACAGGAACGUCUCAAGGUUGAAGCAGAAAAGAAGCGCUGGGACGAUGAAAAGCGUCAAUGGGAAGCAGAAGAGCAGCGACGUAUGGCGGAAGAAAAGGAAGCCGAGGACCGGUUUGAGCAGGAGCGACAACAGAGACGAAGCUUGAACGAUAACCGUCUCAAUGGUCAGUUCCUAAGCCAGUACCAGGCCUCUAACUCCCAGGUUGGUGAUGUCGCCGGAGCAAGGCCGGACGAGGAAACGGCCCAAAGCCGUCGCAUCAAAGAGCUCGAGCGUGAGCUACAGCUGGCAAAGGACCGGGAGCGCCAGUACGAAACUGAACGUCAGGAAGUCCAGCCUGGAAAGACUGGCGAUCAGCCUCAGGCUCCCAGUCAAAGUCGCCCUCGUCCCGUGCCCCCAAAACCUAGCUACGAUCUCUCUUCUCUCGAACAAGAACGGCGACUCCUCCGUACGGAGUGGCAGAAUACGCAGGAUAUGCCCGCUACUUCCGAGGCAGAGGAACCGGAACCCACCGAGGAGCAAGCACUAGCCCCGCCCCCUCGUCCCCUCCCAGUGCCAAAGCCAUCAUCUUCCUCUGCCACGCCGACGCUCCCUCCUAGGGACGUACCCGCCGCGCCCCGGCCCCUCCCAGACCCAGUAGCCUACAACGCCAACCGGGGCCACGCAAGCCGCGUGGACAAUUUCCUCUCCUCGAACCCAGCACCCGCAUCCCCAGCCCCAGCCGCCCACCGAUUCCAAGACUACACCUCGACCUCCGAAGUCGACGCCGAGAACAGCCGCCGCGCAGCCUCGCAGCAGAAGACCAAGGCCGGCGGCUGGGCAUCCAAGUCUCUUCUGGAACGAGAGAUGGAGCGUGAACGCGCGCGCCAGGAGGAGUGGGCAGAGAACCAGAAGCAGACGGCGGCUGCGGCAGGGCGUGGCGGCCAAGAUGGUACUCAGGGUUCGGGACCGGGCCAGUCUUGGGAUGUUCAUCAGUAUGGCUAUAUGGGUGGUGAUAAUCAGAACCGUGGCGGUGUUGGCCUUGGUGUUGGCGGUGCUAGGCGCCAGAUUAUUGGGCCCCGGCCGCCGCGGUAA
Penicillium samsonianum is the source of this 1971-nucleotide messenger RNA. RefSeq names its product calponin homology domain protein. The coding region runs from base 1 to 1971 and encodes 656 amino acids. The record is from RefSeq and is a predicted model, not a curated record. NCBI's taxonomy places the organism in Eukaryota, Fungi, Ascomycota, Eurotiomycetes, Eurotiales, Aspergillaceae. The transcript is spliced from 2 exons. Gene Ontology annotation, molecular function: protein binding.